Molecule: messenger RNA, 3210 nt
Organism: Danaus chrysippus (African queen)
Lineage: Eukaryota; Metazoa; Arthropoda; Insecta; Lepidoptera; Nymphalidae
Source: the annotation of a GenBank genome assembly
AUGACAGCUGGGGGUCUUUGGGCUGGUUCAGAAAUAGACAGUAGACCAAAAUACCGAGACGAGCAGACGCUAGUCGGUGGUACCGUGUGGUCGCAAGUUUUGAUACCUGUCGGAUUGAUCAUAUCUUCCACAGUCGAUGAGGAGCUGUAUAUAUUUGUUCAUGCAUAUUUCUUGUUCACCGGCUUUUUGCUGCUGAGUUUUACGGGAGUUGUUCUGAAUCGAUCCGAGGUAUCGUUAGCAACCAUUAAAUCUGAAACACAUACACAAAAAGAAGAGAUUUAUGUUCCACCCUUAGACCAAUUCAAUGUUAAAAUACAUGAUAUUCGAAUUCCUGAUGAGGAAGCAAGGCUCUAUACUGUCAAAGUUACGUUUUUUGAUCAGUUACUCUGUUCAAGUGUUAUCACAACAACUGGAGGAAGAGAAAUUGAGGAUUGUAGAAAGAGAGUCAUCGCAAGAGGCUUCAUGAAUUACGAUCCAUCGGAUUAUGAAAAGAUGUGUUUAUUUGCUGACACUCCACUUAUAAUUAAAAUAUAUCCUUUUAAAGAGGCGGAAUCCAUAUUAUCUGGUGUCUUCAAUAGCAGUACGACAGCUCAAUCCCAUUCUUCUAAAUCAUUAAGCACCAUGUCAAGUGAAAAAUUAGAAACCUAUGAGUGUACCAUCGACAUACUGCCGAUUUUUAUUGACACUAAUAAAAUGUUCUUCCAAAAACGAUUGGAACAAAUAGUAGUACCCUCAGUACUUUCAGUGAAAAGUUGGGAUAACCUUCCUCUCAUAACGUUAACUAUUAAAGCAAAACGAAAUAUUGAAAAUUUGAAACACCACAAAAUACUUAAAAAGGCUAACUUCAUGAAACUCACUCUUGUUGGUAGUUAUAAUAUGGUAAUUCCAUACGAUUCAGAAUUUACGUACACUGCAGCAUCGAAGUUACCUCUGGAAAAUGAAACGGGUAACAGUUUGGUAACGUUUAAUCAAGGAUAUGAAGUUCCAAAAAGAUUUAAUAGUCUUUCAUUUUACCCUGAAUGGGAAAGCUUGAGGGCUGCAGGAGACGCUUUUUGCAAGGGAGAUGAGAAAUUUGAUAACAGUAUAGAGGAAUUACAAAACGUAGAAAAUAUUGAUUUGGAAUAUUAUGAAAAGCAAACAUUAAAACCAUUUAACACAAUUUGGGCAUCUUUUCAUCGCUAUCUUUUUUUCAAAAAGAACGAACUUGGUCUCUCUGAACACUUACGAAGGUACAAUUGGCCAUUGGAAGUUCAUGUAUAUGGAGAAAACUGUGGUUAUAGUUUUAUAGCGUACCUUGAUUUAUUCAAAUUAUUGUACCCUGGCGAAACAAAAGCUCUUUUGUUGGUUCCUUUAAGAUGGAUUGAUACAGAAACCAUGGCUGUAAAAUGUGGAUGUGACCCGCUGAUUUCACCAAAUGAAAAGGCACCUUCAGUUCUUGCGACAGUUCAAAAGUCCAGCAAAGCUACAACAGAUUCAGUGCUUGCUAGUACAAAUACAGAAAUAUCACUACUUUCAAGGCCAACUGGUUCUGAUGGAAAUAGUGCUUUUGUCAUUGUUGAAGUGGUUCUUGCCAGGGCUUUUAAAAAUCCUGUCAUUCCUCCUAUCAUACCUGAGUCAGAAAUCGCUGAAAUGUUGGUGGAUCUGGAAUUAGAACCUACGAAGAGAUUUUGCACUGGUCGAGGGCAACAGGAAAAAUCUUGGAGUAAUAUUAUACGUCUAGCAUCCUCUGGUCUCUCGCAUGUGCCAUACUUCGGAAUGUCCGAUAUUUGCACAAUAAACAGACAGCUGAGUGAAACACGAACUCGUGUAGAGAUUGUCACAUCACUUUGGCAAGAAGCUGCAAUUUUCGUCAAUAAUAACUUUGUAGUACAUGAUUUCUUAAAUUCCGACGAAACGUUCCAGGAGAUGAUAAUGAUAGCGCACGCUUGUCUCAUGCGUAUAACAAAUGACGCUAUAAUAGAUUCAGAUACAAAACCUCCCCCACACUCCGUACAAAAAGCUGCUAGACACGCGAGACAGCUUCACGACCUAUCACAUGCUAUGGAUCUUUAUCUACAGUUAAUAGUGGAAGCACCUCGAGAAGCAGAUAGCUGGCGUGAAUUAGCUACGUGUUUAAGAGAUAUAGAUAGGGACUGGGCAAAUGUGUGCAUAGAUAAAUCAAUUAUGCUAAAUCCUAGACAUCCUUUGAGCCUUCUCUCAAAAAGCUGUAUGAUAUUCGAAGAAGAUCCCAAUGCAGCCGAGCCGUUCUUCUUAGCUCUUUUAGCAUUUUACCCGUUUUGGACUGCAAUCUGGGCAGCUGCAAGCGCUUAUUUUCUACACAAAGAAAUGUUUCAUAUGUCGGAUCAAAUAAUGGAACAAAUGAGAAAGACACAAGCAGAGAGCUUAGCGAAGGAGCCGAGAUUUCCUCGAACUUGGGAACAGGAACUGGGAGAGUGGUGGGAGGAAACCCCACUCUUACCUGGCACUAGUGUCUACUACGACGCUGCUGAUCUAUUGCUGAGAUUGCGAGGCAUUGACUUGGCAGAAAUAUGCAUAGCCAAAGCACUUUUGGAAGACGGAGACUCAGCCGUGUAUUACCAUAUGGUGGCUUUAUGCUGUAGACUCAAAGGAAAUUACGCAGAUGCUCUUUGUCAUCUACAAGAAGGAAUCGAUAAAUAUGGAGAAAUUAGUUAUCUUAGAAGCUUACAAGGCGAAUGCUAUCAUCGGACAAAAGAAUAUAAUUUAUCGAUGGCUUCUUUUGAAAAAUCAGGAAGUUGCAAAUCCGCUUAUACAACACUACUAUCGUUGCCUCGUCGUGAUGCAGGAAGAACUCGUUCCAUAUUAACAGAUCUGGUCCGACGUCACCCAAGCGCCUACGCAUGGAUGGCUUUCGCUGAUGAAUGGAUGACGCGCAGUGCAGUAGGUGAAGGCGGAGAUGCUAAUGUAACAGAUGAACAAAGAUCAGCUUUAGAAAAUGCAGAAAUGUGUGCGUUUACUGCCCUCCAAUAUGACAGACGGGCUGCUCGAGCCUGGGCGCUACUGGCCACGUGCCUCACACCUUCCGCUAGACGAAACUAUUGUAGAGAAAUGGCGAAACUGUGUGGUUUCGCGAAGAAUAUGGAUGACCGUCCAAAGUCCUGCAACCGAGAGUCCACAGAAUCAUUGUGUUUCCGUAUCGGCAGACCUCUAAGGGAAUGUCGAUGUACAAUGUGCGAACAUAUUUCUUUGUAG